UCCACCGUGUAACCACCGCUACCGCCGCCGUAGCUUCAAUUCCGAAAUGGCGAACGUCGAUGAACUCUUAUCUUCCUUAAUCUCAGACAUCAAUUCCUACACCGGCAAAGACCCUCUUCUACCUUGGCUUCGAGCGAUCCGAAAGAUGAAGGAUACUCUUCCACCCGUAACCCUAAACGAAAAAUUACCCGAGUUAUUGCAGAAAUGCGCCCACACCUUCGAGCUCGAUCGGCGUUACAGAAACGAUAUGCGCUAUCUUCGGGUUUGGCUCCACCUGAUGGACUUCGUGGAUGAUCCAGAAUCUCUUUUGAAAAUCAUGGAGGUUAAUCAUAUUGGGACAAAACGUUGUCAAUUCUACCAAGCAUAUGCUCUUUACUACGAGAAGAGCAAGAAGUAUGAGGAAGCAGAGAAAAUGUACCAUUUGGGAGUGAAAAACCUCGCAGAGCCUCUAGAUGAAUUGCAGAAAUCAUUUGAACAAUUUCUUCAACGCAAGGAGCGAAGGAAUAACAAGAAAAUCCAGGAUGAGAGCAACAGAUUUCGUGGUGAUGAUACAGUUGUAGUCAAGUUUGUUGACACUGCCAUGGUUGGAAAGUCUGAAGCAGAAGAUGCAUGCCAUCAUGGAUUGGUGGACCCUACAAUAAAUAUGAAGGAGGCCAUGAAUGCCAUUAACAGCAUGUUCCGGGAGCCAUUAGAGACUGUUCCAUUAGCCAGGAAAUCACAUAAAAACCAUUCAAAAGAAGAUCGUAGUACAAAUAAUGAUUUUGAAGUUUUUGUUGAUGAAAACUUGGAUAGUGGAAUCAAACCAUCCAGUUCCUUAUCACUUCAGCACAGGGCUGAAGCUAGCCAACCUCCCCAAGAACCACUCCAGAUAUAUAUUGAUGAUGAAGUACAUUCUGAGAGCAGUGAUGUGAAUGUGAAUUUGUCUGAAGGUUGUACUUCAGCUUCUCAACCAAAUGGCUUUGUUUUUCCCCAUCCCAAGGAUAUUCCUUCUGAAAAGUCUAGUGAUAUGGAUGUUGAAAGCUCUCGAAAUUCAAAGUUCAGAGAAGAUACAAUCGUUUGCAGAUUUGUUGGUUCUACAAUUUUGGAUGAACCAGAGGUGGAAAAUGUUUGCCACCAUGGUUUAGUAGACCCCACUAUCAACCUGAAGGAAGCUAUGGAUGACAUAAAUAACAUGUUUGGAAAGCCAAUAGAUUUUGUUAGAAGAAGAAGAACAACCAAGCAGGAGAAAGCACCCGAAAGCAAUAGUAGAAAGGACAUUGGUGGGUUUUCAAUAUUUGCUGACGAUGAUGAUCACAUGGAACAAGAAGGUCCACCACCACCGCCACCCCAAAAAUUGGCAGGAAAGUCAAAGGAAUCUGAUUUGUUUGAGCCAACUCUCCUCACAAAGGAAGCCAUGGACGAUAUAAACAAGAUGUUUAAUAUGCCCCUGAAUUUUUAG
This is a messenger RNA of Abrus precatorius (Indian licorice), 1438 nucleotides long. RefSeq lists its product as uncharacterized. The transcript has 5 exons. Gene Ontology annotation, biological process: mitotic spindle assembly checkpoint signaling; meiotic sister chromatid cohesion, centromeric. Gene Ontology annotation, molecular function: protein kinase activity. The coding region runs from base 47 to 1438 and encodes 463 amino acids. NCBI's taxonomy places the organism in Eukaryota, Viridiplantae, Streptophyta, Magnoliopsida, Fabales, Fabaceae. The record is from RefSeq and is a predicted model, not a curated record.